Molecule: messenger RNA, 840 nt
Organism: Penicillium pulvis
Lineage: Eukaryota; Fungi; Ascomycota; Eurotiomycetes; Eurotiales; Aspergillaceae
Exons: 2
Coding region: 1-840 (279 amino acids)
Biological process (GO): mycotoxin biosynthetic process
Source: RefSeq, a predicted model, not a curated record
AUGUUUUUCCAAAGUUACCUGAAAGUACCCAAUCCCGGCCCUGCGGAGGAUGAAGAAUAUGGUGUCGACGUAGAGGACAAAUUGAUCAAUGGAGAUUCGAACGAGGUCUCCAUAAUUACAACAAAGAAAAACAGGCUACGGGUUCCAAUGAUACUCUCAAUCCUGAUCAACGUCUUUCUUCUGGGUAUAUUGUUAUUUCGCCUGGAGUCCCCUCCUCCCCUGUACCGCUCAAAAUACGCCGGUCUAGCCCGGACAGUUCCCCGUCCAUGGGGUCUCAAUGCAGCCAUCAACGACACCGAGCAAGACGCUUUAUGGGAUGCCACGAGCUACGAUCUGGGUAACAUCGCAUUAUCAGACACGUACGCCCGGUCCAACGGUCUACCCCGUGCCCAGCGCUUUCCAUGGGACAACGAAAAAGGUAUCUAUCUCAUCAACGCAUACCACAACCUCCACUGUGUGAAGACCAUGCGGACGGCUCUUGUGGAAUUUCGGGAUGGGAGGCCCCAGAGCUCACCAUUUGGUCAUUUGGAGCACUGCCUGCUAGUACUUCGCGAUGAGGCUAUGUGUAACGCAGAUGACACGCCACGAUAUACUGGUUUCCAGCCAAAUCAGAAGAGUGGAUUGGGACAGGUGCGAAUGUGUCGAGACUUUGAGCAAUUGGAGCAGUGGGCGCGUGAUCAUACGGCGUGUUGGAGACAUGUAGGUGAAAUCCGCGAGGAGGGCUUCCGGGAAUUGGAUCGGUAUAGGUUUUGUCCUGAUGGAAGUCCGUAUAAGGAGAUGAGUGAGACAAUGUAUUUAAAGGGGGAUUGGUGGAAGCAGUACAAGAACGACGGUCUGUAA